UAAGUUAUACAUGUACGCGUCUAUCUAAGCUUUCCUCUGCCUCAGCGGAACUCGCCAUUGUCGUUCUCUCUCUAUCCCUCUUCCUUUCCCUCCCACUUUCCAUAAACUCAACGCUGCAACGGUUUCAUUGCCCGUACUGGAGCUUAAUGUUGGUGCUUCUGUGACAGCCUUCCUCCUGGUCGGAAGCUGCUGAGCUUUGAGAUCUAGGGUUUCGUUCUUUUGGCGGAGAAUUACGGUGAAGGAAACGGGGAAGGGAAAACGACGUUUAGGGGAUUCCAUUGAUGAUAUGUUGGCCGUGGACUCGAAGGGGGGGAUGGGAGAUGCGAAUGGGGAUUUUGUGAGGUUGCCGAUGAGCUAUGAUGAGGAAUUGGAAGCGCAGUUACCAUUGAGUAAUGGAAAGUGGGUUUCCCUGCUAUGGUGGACGAAGGUUGUUUUCCUUUGCAUUGUUUUGGGAGCUGCUGCGGCAGUUCUUGUUAUCUUCGCUGGCCCUUUGGUCAUAAAAAAGGUAGUUGUGCCUAUUCUGGACUGGGAGAUAUCAACAUUCAGUAUACCAACUCUGGGGCUUUUACUUUUUGCAUCAAUUGCGUUGUUCCCAGCAGUUUUUAUCCCUUCUUCAUUUUCCAUGUGGGUAGGUGGGAUGACAUUUGGCUACGGUUAUGGAUUUUUGCUUAUUCUGGCAGGGGCAAGUAUAGGCAUGUCACUGCCAUAUUUUAUAGGUUCUUCAUUUCGUCACAAAAUUCAUAAAUGGUUGGAGAGGUGGCCAAAUAAAUCAGCCAUUCUGAGAUUAGCCGGGGAAGGAGAUUGGUUUCACCAAUUUCGUGCUGUUACACUGAUAAGGGUUUCUCCUUUCCCUUACAUUGUUUUCAAUUAUGCUUCUGUGGCUACCAAUGUACAAUAUUGUCCUUACAUAUGUGGAUCUAUGGUGGGCAUAGUGCCAGAUAUAUUUAUCACUAUUUACAGUGGGAGGCUGCUGAGGAAUCUAGCCGAUGCAACCGACCACGGCGAUUUCCUAUCAUUGCAGCAGGUCAUCUACGAUGUGCUCGGCUUCUCCGUUGCCUUGGCCACCACCGUAGCCAUCACCAUUUACGCCAAGCGGACUCUCCAAACUCUUCAGAUUGAGGACAAAAUCCAUCAGAACUGCCAUCCUGAACUCUAAAACCAGCACUUCUAACUUCCAUCCAUCGCUGUCAAAAUUAACUGGUUUAUUUGCGAAGUCUGGUUCAUUAUUCCACAUCGAGGUAUAUUCGAGAUUUCUCUUUUGAUCUGCAAAAUUUUUUGGUCACCAAUUUAAUACUUGAAAGAGGAAAAGGGAAGAAGGGAUAUGGCUGGCAACUGGUUGAUUAACAACUUUUUACAUGACAUGGAAGAUGCAUUGAAUAUUGUAUAAGUGUCAAUUUUAGCUUUUAUUAGUUAGUUGUAGGGAGGUAUUUUAUUAAUAUCACAGGAGGCACAUGGAAUGAUUCCAUUUGCACCAAUUUUAUAGCCAAAAUUGAACAGAAGUAGUUCAGAAUUUGCAAUCAUUAAUUAAGCUACAUUUUAUAUUUGGAUUGGUUAUAUGUUAUUGUGGAAUAUGGCUUUAUCUUAAAUUGCUUCCACCUGCAAUCAC
Molecule: messenger RNA, 1606 nt
Organism: Phalaenopsis equestris
Lineage: Eukaryota; Viridiplantae; Streptophyta; Magnoliopsida; Asparagales; Orchidaceae
Exons: 5
Coding region: 287-1156 (289 amino acids)
Source: RefSeq, a predicted model, not a curated record